Capronia coronata CBS 617.96 is the source of this 1446-nucleotide messenger RNA. RefSeq lists its product as uncharacterized. Gene Ontology annotation, cellular component: mitochondrion. The transcript has a single exon. Bases 1 to 1446 code for a protein of 481 amino acids. Lineage: Eukaryota; Fungi; Ascomycota; Eurotiomycetes; Chaetothyriales; Herpotrichiellaceae. Gene Ontology annotation, molecular function: 3-hydroxyisobutyryl-CoA hydrolase activity. The record is from RefSeq and is a predicted model, not a curated record. Gene Ontology annotation, biological process: L-valine catabolic process.
AUGUCUUCGACGCCAAUCAGAUAUAGCGAAUUCCCAAAGGAAUUGCCUACGGACGAUCCAGACGAUGUUCUUUUCAACUCCUUGUACGGGGUGCGGACAAUUGAAUUGAACCGACCGAAAAAGCUCAAUUCUCUCAAUGGAUCAAUGGCAAGGAAAAUCCUUCCCCGGUUAAGGGAGUGGGAAAAGUCACAUCUCGCAAACAUUGUCAUCAUCAGUGGAGCUGGUCCGAAGGCAUUUUGUGCAGGUGGUGAUGUGGCUGAACUUGCGCUACAAAACAAGCAAGGACCAGAGGGACAGAAGAAGUCGGCGGACUACUUCGCCCUCGAAUACAAGCUGGACCAUCUGAUCGCAACGUAUAGCAAGCCAUAUAUUGCCGUCAUGGAUGGCAUAACCAUGGGCGGUGGUGUUGGGCUGUCAGUCCAUGCUCCAUUCCGGAUUGCGACUGAGAAGACCGUUUUCGCUAUGCCUGAGACGACGAUUGGCUUCUUCCCCGAUGUUGGCGGGAGUUUCUUCCUGCCUCGUCUGGACGGAGAAAUUGGCACAUACCUAGCUUUGACUUCUGAACGGCUGCACGGUGUACAAGCAUUCUACGCCGGAGUGGCCACGCACUACAUCGACAGCUCUGUCCUUGCACAAAUGACAUCGCGAUUGUCUGAAUUGGUUUUCAACGACCACGCAACCCUACAGCGACGACUUCAAAUCAUUGACUCCACCAUAUCUGAAUUUGCCAGCACUCUGCCAUCACCCGAUUCCUACGAGUCUGCAAAACACGGCGAUCUCAGCGGGGAUCUGCGCGAGGCUAUCGAUCGAACUUUCAAAUACGACACGGUGGAGGAGAUUUUGAGCGCAUUGCGGAAAGAGUCCGAAUCGGCGGACCAGAAGCUCGCCGAAUGGGCAAACGCGACCCAGAAGACUAUUGCAUUGAGGUCCCCCACCAGUCUCCGUGUCACCUUGCGCCAAUUGAGGGAAGGUAGACAGUGGAACAUCAGCGAGACUUUCGUUCGAGAGCACAAGAUCGCCAGUAAAUUCAUGGCCCACCCGGAUUUCGUCGAAGGCGUCACGGCCCGGUUGAUCAACAAGCCUCCGACCAAGCCUCAAUGGAAGCCUGCAACGUUGGCGGAAGUGUCAGAGACAGACGUGGAUGAGUUUUUUGCGACACCUAGUGAAGAGGAGGCCUUGACUCUGGUCACACCAUACGAGGGUGCACUCGAUCAGCGGUAUACAGAAUAUCCCCAUGGGGUCUUUGCACUGCCCACGGAAUCGGACAUCCAAAAUGUAGUCAGAAGCUAUGGCAGACAAGGCUCGAAGAAAGUGGUUGAGGAAGUGCUCAAGAAAUGGAACCACAAGGCUGGCGUGAAGGAGAAGGUUCAAGAAGUCCUUGCCCGGAAGACGGUAUCGACGGACGGCAAGGCGAUUUCGUGGAAGAGCAAAGGUGCUCACUUGUAG